This is a messenger RNA of Linum tenue, 2636 nucleotides long. Lineage: Eukaryota; Viridiplantae; Streptophyta; Magnoliopsida; Malpighiales; Linaceae. The record is from the annotation of a GenBank genome assembly.
CCGCCGCCCUAACCAACCAACCAACCAUUAACCCCACCCGCCCUUGUUGUCUGCAUAAAUAAAUGACAGAGCAAGAAGGAGAGCUGGGCUCCUCCAUUGACUCCUGCCUUUGUGCUUCCCUUCCUCCUCUCUUUAAUUCCUUCACCUGCCCCUCCACUCCCUCUUCUCUAUAUCUACACAUUUCCUUCCUUUCGCCAUAGCAGAUCAGAUCACCCUUCAUUCCCCCAACCAAACUCAGCUGCCGCUAUGCCGAAUCCAACCUUGCUUCUUCUUCUUCUUCUUCUCCUCCUUCCUUGCGCUCUUUCCACGGCCCAUUCCCCUGCCGCCACGUACUCCAGAUCACCGAGCCGCCAGUUCUACCAGACGGAAUGCCUGAAAGUCCCCAUCUCCCAGUUCCUCGGCACCCUCCAGUCCACCCUCGACAUCAUCAAGGACGUCACCUCCAUCAUCUCCAACUUCGGCGGCUUCCUCGGCGGCCACCGCCUCUCCAAUGCCAUCUCCGACUGCCUCGACCUCCUCGAUUUCACGGCCGACGCCCUCUCCUGGUCCAUCUCCGCUUCCCAGAACCCCAAAGGCAACCCUACCCGAACUAAACAUCAUCAUCAUCAUUUAAUUACCUUUUCCCAUUCAUAGCUAGAUUGCUUCAAUUAUUGAUCCGCUACAUAAAAACAAGAAUCUCUUCAGUUGGAUGAAUGCUGCUACUAUUACCACUUAAAUCCCCACCUCCAUUAUUGUGAUCUACUCUUUCCUAGACAGACCCCAUGCUACAGGAUAACAGAUUUCGAAACAGAGUGUCCUAGAAAAAGGAGGGGGAAAAAAAGACUCUGCUUUUUAACUAUUUAUCCUCUGCUUUCGCACAUGCUCUGUUCUGUUCUGCUCUCACAGAUCUCUGUUUUCUUCUUUUUCUUCCUUACAACAGGUAAAAACAACAGCACGGGGGACCUGAGCUACGACCUAAAGACGUGGCUGAGCGCGGCAAUGGUCAAUCCCGACACCUGCAUCGAAGGAUUCGAAGGAACAAACACCCUUCUCAAAUCCCUCGUGGCAGGGGGGAUUUCCCAGAUCACUUCCUCGAUUCAGGAGCUCUUGCCCAACAUCGACGGCGGCAAGACACCCUCCUCCGGCGACGGCGGAUUCCCGGCGUGGGUUCAGCACGAGGACCGGAAGCUGCUGGCGGCGAUCAACGGCGUGACGCCGGACGUGGUGGUGGCGAAGGACGGGAGCGGGAAUUUCACGGCCAUCAUGGAUGCGGUGGCGGCCGCACCGGAGUAUAGCAUGAAGCGAUUCGUCAUCUACGUGAAAGGUGGGGUUUACAAUGAGUAUGUGGAGAUCAAGAAGAAGAGGUGGAACAUCAUGAUGGUGGGGGAUGGUAUCAACCGCACGAUCAUCACCGGCAACCGGAAUUUCAUCGACGGCUGGACCACUUUCCGUUCCGCUACUUUCGCCGUAAGCGGGCGGGGGUUCAUCGCACGAGACAUGACGUUCGAAAACAGCGCGGGCCCCGCAAAGCACCAAGCCGUCGCCUUCCGGUCCGACUCGGACCUGUCGGUCUACUACCGGGUCGAGGUCCGCGGCUACCAGGACUCGCUCUACACCCACACCAUGCGCCAGUUCUACCGCGACUGCGUCAUCCGCGGCACCGUCGACUUCAUCUUCGGCAACGCCGCCGCCGUCUUCCAGAACUGCUCCAUCCUCGCCCGGAAAGGGCUCGACAACCAGAAGAACACCAUCACCGCGCACGGGAAAAAAGAUCCCAACCAGGCAACGGGCUACUCCAUCCAGUUCUGCAGCAUCGGCGCCGACGCCGACCUGCUGCCGUUCGCCAAUUCCAGCUACACGUACCUGGGCCGGCCGUGGAAGAAUUUCUCCACCACGGUGGUGAUGCAGUCGUAUAUAAGCGCCGCGGUGCGGCCCGAAGGGUGGCUGGAGUGGAACGGGCCCAUGUAUCUGGACACGCUGUACUACGGGGAGUAUAUGAAUUAUGGGCCUGGGGCGGCGGUGGGCCGGAGGGUGAGGUGGCCCGGGUUUCACCUGUUGAAUACCUCGUCCGAGGCUAGUAAUUUCACGGUGGCCCAGUUUAUUGAGGGGAAUUUGUGGCUGCCGUCGACGGGAGUGAGAUACAGCGCCGGGUUUCAACAGGUGUGAACACGAUUAAUUGUUCGACAAAUGGGUGGUGGAGCUGUUUGGAUUGAAUUUAUCUUUAUUUUUAUUAGUUUGGGUGGACUGUAUUUAUUUGUUGGCCGGUGGACUACGUCGUAUGGAGGAAAAUAUAUAUAUUGCAAAGCAUGCAUAUAUAGCUCUUUUUUUUUACAGCAAAAAGGGGGAAAGCUUCACUGCUUCAGCAUAAGCUUUUUACGUUUAUCCUCUUUUUGUCUUUCUUUCAUGGGGAUGGAGACAUUUCAUAUUAUUACGGCCAUGUGAUAUUUUGGGAUGAAAGUAAUUUCAGGGUUUUCUUUACCACAGUAAAAUAUUUGUUAAAUCGAAUUAUCAGUUAUGGAAGGAUUCCAACUUCCUUUAACUAAAAGUACUCGUGGUGAGAACUUUUGCUUCAAUUUUUUUGGUGCCACAACUAAGAAGAACCAGCAGGAAAGAGUGAAUCAGAUUUUCAGUCGCUGGAUCUACUAAUCAGAGCAAAA